AAGUUGGUAAUAGCAUUUUUUUAAUAGCUGAAUUUAUUAUCUUGGUUUUUGCAGAUAUGAAAACAUUCUUCAUUUUCCUACUCUCACUUGUUUUGGUUUGCACUAAAACGGACACGGACACGGAUACGAACACGACACAGCUUGCAGGGCCAAGUGAUGGGAGAAAAGACCUACAUAAGUAUUGGGGAGACAUGAUGAAGGGGGAACCCAUGCCUGAAUCUCUUGAACGAUUCAUAAUUUCUAGGUCAUAUAAUAAAGAUCAAUACAAAGCAGAAAUAAUCAAAGAUUUCCUCAAAAAUUAUGAUGUCAGUCCAAAUGAAGCUGUGAAAUCAGAGCAUGAUCAUGAUGAAAAAUCAGCAUCAAAGAAAAUAUUUGCAGAUGAAUUUGAACCAAUUAUAAAUCUUUCUGUUUACAAUCAGUAAUUUGUGUAAGAUCAAUCUGAUCUUUUAAAUUUGAGAUUGUGGUGUGUUUUUUUUACUGCCAAUGGCUAAUUAGGGUAUAUAACUGGUUUUUUAGCACUAAAAUCAGUUUUGAUAUACUCAUAUCUAUCUAUUGUUUAAAAAUAAAAUUUAAUAAUUUUGAAUGUUUUAAUGUUGAGUAUACAACUUGUCUUA
This is a messenger RNA of Amaranthus tricolor (Joseph's coat), 614 nucleotides long. Its product is annotated as organ-specific protein P4-like. Lineage: Eukaryota; Viridiplantae; Streptophyta; Magnoliopsida; Caryophyllales; Amaranthaceae. Bases 57 to 422 code for a protein of 121 amino acids. The record is from RefSeq and is a predicted model, not a curated record. The transcript is spliced from 3 exons.